This is a messenger RNA of Anopheles funestus (African malaria mosquito), 1091 nucleotides long. RefSeq lists its product as uncharacterized. The record is from RefSeq and is a predicted model, not a curated record. The coding region runs from base 371 to 700 and encodes 109 amino acids. NCBI's taxonomy places the organism in Eukaryota, Metazoa, Arthropoda, Insecta, Diptera, Culicidae. The transcript has 3 exons.
UUCAACAGUCAGGAAAACGAUCGAUGGUAGUGCUUAUGAACGUAUACAAAACACUGGGGGUUACCAAUCUAUCGACCGGUUUCGUUGUAACGCAAGCCCAUAUGUGCAGGUUGCAUUCCGUCUGAGAAUAAAACCACGGCGGGAGUGGAUUUCUACUAGUGUCUAGGAGGUUGGCUUUUCCAACCAUAUUACUACGCAUCGGUGUCGAGCGCACUAAGACUGGGUGGGAGCACUGAACUAAGACGUUCGGCGGUAAACGACUGGUAAAGGAACGUUUAAGGUGGCAGUACGAACCGUAUGUUCUGUGUGUAUGGUUUAUAUAUUGGCCAGUUCGUGUUUCGUUUGCUCUUGCUAAAGUUGCGGUAAAACCAUGACCAAAUUGGCUGUCGCUAUAUGCAUAGUCAUACUAGUGGCUUCGGUGGAACAUCGUGUUGAGGCAACCGUGGUACGGUUGUUAACGGAUUUCAUCCAAAACAAUGUCGCUGGUAUACCGCUCAUUCACAAAACGGAGGAGUAUGACUUCGAUCCGGAGAUAAGCAAAAAACGAAGGGAGUUUUACUACGAGCUCCAUGGAUACCGUGGCGAAAAGGUAAUCGAACGGCUAGGUCUCGGUAUUGAUGGCAAACACCACGAACGGCUUGCAUUCCAGCGGCAGCGCGACGAGGGCCAUCUGCAGGGUCUCAACUAUCUGCAGCCUUAGAAGGAAGCCUUUUUUUGGCACAUGAAAAUAAUGAAUCAAUCUUGAGUGAAGGUCACACUGGAAACUUGCUAACAUAGAUGGAAGCACUUGCCGUCCGGUGGGUUUGUGGCCCGAUUCGUUGCAUGCGUUUCGUUUUGCAACAAUGAAAAUUAAAAAGGCCGAUAAAGAAUGUAAAGGUUACUUGGCGAACAGAUUGAUCGCUUAAAUACCGAGAGUCUGCUCAAAGAAAAAAAAGGAUAUAAUUUUCUGUUGAAAGAACGAAUUUAGAUGUGUCGUAGUAAAAUAUUAUAAGCGAAUGUGCAAAGCACCAAGCUGAAAGCUGAUGAUGAGAAAUAAAAAAACUUAUUUUUUCGAAAAAAAAAUUUAAAUAAAAAAAGAAUUUUAAACAUAA